AUGGGUUCCCUUGCAAACGGUUCGCAGCCUACUUUCCUCUUCACCUCCGAGUCCGUCGGUGAGGGUCACCCCGAUAAGAUUGCCGACCAGGUCUCCGAUGCCAUCCUCGAUGCCUGCCUGGCGGAGGACCCCCUCUCCAAGGUCGCUUGCGAGACUGCCACCAAGACUGGUAUGAUUAUGGUCUUCGGUGAGAUCACCACCAAGGCCAACCUGGACUACCAGAAGAUCAUCCGUGGCGCUAUCAAGGACAUCGGUUACGAUGCCUCUGAAAAGGGCUUCGACUACAAGACUUGCAACGUCUUGGUUGCCAUUGAGCAGCAGUCCCCCGACAUUGCUCAGGGCCUUCACUACGAGGAGGCUCUUGAGAAGCUCGGUGCCGGUGACCAGGGUAUCAUGUUCGGUUAUGCCACCGACGAGUCCCCUGAGCUCCUGCCCCUUACCAUCCUGUAUUCCCACAAGCUCAACGCUGCCAUGAAGGCCGCUCGUCUGGACGGCUCCAUCCCCUGGUUGCUGCCUGACACCAAGACCCAGGUCACCAUUGAGUACGCUCACGAUGGUGGUGCCGUCAAGCCCCUGCGUGUCGACACCGUCGUCAUCUCCGCUCAGCACACCGACGACGUCUCCACUGAGGAGCUCCGUGCUGUCCUCAAGGAGAAGAUUGUCAAGAAGGUCAUCCCCGCCAACCUGCUGGACGACCGCACCGUCUACCACAUGCAACCCUCCGGCCGCUUCGUCAUUGGUGGUCCCCAGGGUGACGCCGGUCUGACUGGCCGUAAGAUCAUUGUCGACACCUACGGUGGCUGGGGUGCCCACGGUGGUGGUGCCUUCUCCGGCAAGGACUACUCCAAGGUUGACCGUUCCGCCGCCUACGUUGCUCGCUGGAUCGCCAAGUCCCUGGUCAACGCCGGCCUGGCCCGUCGUGCCCUUGUUCAGCUCUCGUAUGCCAUUGGUGUCGCUGAGCCCCUGUCCCUCUUCGUCGAGACCUACGGCACCUCGUCCAAGUCCUCCGAGGAGCUGGUCCAGAUCAUCCGUAACAACUUCGAUCUGCGCCCCGGUGUGAUCGUCAAGGACCUGGACCUGGCCAAGCCCAUCUACUCCCAGACUGCCAAGAACGGUCACUUCACCAACCAGAGCUUCAGCUGGGAGAAGCCCAAGGCCCUCAAGUUCUAA
This is a messenger RNA of Penicillium argentinense, 1170 nucleotides long. Its product is annotated as S-adenosylmethionine synthetase. Gene Ontology annotation, molecular function: ATP binding; methionine adenosyltransferase activity. Gene Ontology annotation, cellular component: cytosol. The record is from RefSeq and is a predicted model, not a curated record. Gene Ontology annotation, biological process: S-adenosylmethionine biosynthetic process. NCBI's taxonomy places the organism in Eukaryota, Fungi, Ascomycota, Eurotiomycetes, Eurotiales, Aspergillaceae. The coding region runs from base 1 to 1170 and encodes 389 amino acids. The transcript has 3 exons.